Molecule: messenger RNA, 2081 nt
Organism: Ceratitis capitata (Mediterranean fruit fly)
Lineage: Eukaryota; Metazoa; Arthropoda; Insecta; Diptera; Tephritidae
Product: zinc finger protein 12
Exons: 7
Coding region: 133-1986 (617 amino acids)
Biological process (GO): regulation of DNA-templated transcription
Cellular component (GO): nucleus
Molecular function (GO): DNA-binding transcription factor activity, RNA polymerase II-specific; RNA polymerase II cis-regulatory region sequence-specific DNA binding; zinc ion binding
Source: RefSeq, a predicted model, not a curated record
CUUGCUCAUUUUUUAUUUCAUUCGUUAUUUGAUUUUAUUAGAUUAGAAUAUAAAAUAAACAAAUAUUAAUCCAUCAGAUAAAAGAAUGUAAUGUCUGGAUAAGUAUUUAUACAAUCAGUUGAUCACUGGAUAAUGUCAAGGAACGUACAGCUAAUUUGUAGAGUCUGCUUAAAGAAAUGCAAGAGCAGAUUUGUUUCACUAACGGAUAUAUUUCCAGUGAGUAUGGAACAUGAGUCAAUUACUUAUGAAAAAGCCUAUACAACUUGCACACAGUUGGACGUAACAGUCGGAGUGGAUGAACUUUCGAAUCUGCUGUGUAAUAGCUGUAGUCGUGAUCUUCAGUAUGCCUAUGAAUUUUGGAUAAAGGCCAGAAAGAAUUAUGAAAAGCUUUAUAGCAAAAUGCUAAUACAAAAGCAUGAAGAUAUGGCAAGAGCGAUUUCACCCUCUGAAUUUGAAUUACCCGAAAAUAAUGUGCUCAUGACCUAUACUCUCGCGGAUGCUGACGUAAUAGAUGCAUGCAGUAGUCAUGUCGCAAAAUGCAUUAAAGAUCCUCUUCUAGACUCGGAAAGUGACACUGAAAGAAAGCCAAAUUUACAGACUAUAAAAGAAGAGAUUGUCAUAGAAGAGAAGAGAGAGUCCCCAGCAUUAUCUCAAACAUAUUCGGAUAUUGUGUUUGACAGUGAAGACGAAAAGCCUUUAAUGCAACUUUUCAAAACCUUAAUUUCAGUUAAAACAAAUGAAGGCAACAAGGAAAUUUUAUUUGAUCCUCCUUCCAACCGACCUCGAUCCUUUGAUGAUGAUGAUGAAUUUAAGACUGAUGGGCAUACAGCAAAUGAAACGGCUACUGAUGCAAUGUUUUCUCCAGAAGCCCAUAUUUUCCCUAAAGGACGAUUUCGUUGUGCCAUUUGUGAGCAGAGUUAUUUUACAACAGUUGGCUUGAAAGCACACAUGGAGGUCCAUUUAACAAAAAGUGAUAUAAGUAAAAAGAAGCGAGUGAGAAAUAAACAGCGAAAAAUAUCGAAAAAGCCUAAUAAAGAGGCUGAUACUAGAUUUGAGAAUACAGAUGCUCAACAAGUUACUGAAAGUCAAAAACAAGCGUACGACGAAACAGACAGCCAAAAAUCACAGAAGCAAGUACGAACCUUUAUUUCAAGUCGUAAGGCAAAAGAGCCAAAACCGAAACGCAUGUUUCCUUGUCAAGUGUGUGGGAAACACAUGAUAUCGGCUUCAAAGUUGCGCUAUCACAUGGUGAUGCACACUGGCGAAAAGGACUACCUCUGCACAAUGUGCCCUAAGGCUUAUUCCACGAUUUAUGCACUGAAACAUCACAUACGUACUCAUACUGGCGAAAGACCGUAUGAGUGUAAAUUUUGUGGAGAUAGAUUCUUACGCCCUACAACGCUCAAAAGUCACCAGCGACGUCAUACCGGCGAACGUCCAUAUGGUUGUGAUAUAUGCGGAAAGCGAUUUAUUCAACACUCAUCGAUGACAACGCACAUGAAACUUAAUCACAUGGAUAAAACCAUUAAAUGCCCACAUUGUGAUAAAAAAUAUGCUCGGCAAACAGAUUUGAAUACACAUCUGCUUAGUCAUACAGGCGAUAAACCAUAUCCUUGUCAGUUAUGUUCAAGUCGUUUUGUACGACAAGCGAACCUCAAUAAACAUAUGAACCAACAACAUGCUCAGAAGCCGGGUGUAACUGGGUUGACAAAUUUGACGGAUGGAAAUAUUAAAGCUGCUAAAUUGACAACCAAAUUAUCUGAGGUUAGAGAGUUAAAAGCUAUUUGUAGUGAUGCGACUAUCGAUGAAAAGUUGGUAGAUGAUAGUACGUUGGUUGCAAAAACAGAUGGUGAUAACGGAGAUAAAAGCUGUACUUCGAUCGGCUCACAAGAUGUUACGGCUUUAUUAAAUCAGCAACCAUUACAUAUGUUAGGAGACCAAGCUUUCGAACAGCUUGAUAAUGAUGAUUUAGUAUCUUGGAAUUAAUUACUUACGUUGAAGUUCGUUUGUGACGAAUUUGUUCCUUUGGAAAGCAUACAGUAUUAUCACUAUAUUUAAUUAUGAGUUAUGUUAAAAAAGCU